Molecule: messenger RNA, 1555 nt
Organism: Impatiens glandulifera
Lineage: Eukaryota; Viridiplantae; Streptophyta; Magnoliopsida; Ericales; Balsaminaceae
Product: serine/threonine-protein phosphatase PP-X isozyme 2-like
Exons: 8
Coding region: 178-1095 (305 amino acids)
Biological process (GO): peptidyl-serine dephosphorylation; double-strand break repair via homologous recombination
Cellular component (GO): nucleus; cytoplasm
Molecular function (GO): protein serine/threonine phosphatase activity
Source: RefSeq, a predicted model, not a curated record
CUCCGCUAGCACCGUAGAAUCAAUCAAUCGUCACUCAAAUCGGAUACGCAGCCGUAGCUGCUGCUGCUGCGUUCUCUGUAAAGAGGAUCACUUUUAGAUUCGGAAAGAAAUAAAUCGCCUCAUUCCUUUGCUUAGCUUCACUCUUCACUCAGUCGAAGAAGGGUAAAGAAUAACAAGAUGUCCGAUCUAGAUAAGCAAAUAGAGCAGCUAAAGAGAUGCGAACCCCUUAAAGAGUCCGAAGUAAAGGCUCUCUGCCUUAAAGCCAUGGAAAUUCUCGUCGAGGAGAGCAAUGUUCAGCGAGUCGACGCUCCUGUCACUAUUUGUGGUGACAUCCAUGGACAGUUUUAUGACAUGAAAGAACUUUUCAAAGUUGGUGGCGACUGUCCCAAGACUAACUACUUGUUCCUUGGAGAUUUUGUUGACAGAGGGUACUACUCUGUUGAAACAUUCCUAUUAUUGCUAGCUCUCAAGGUGAGGUAUCCAGAUAGGAUAACACUCAUUCGAGGAAACCACGAGAGUCGGCAAAUCACACAGGUAUAUGGAUUCUAUGAUGAAUGUCUCAGGAAGUAUGGAUCUGUCAAUGUUUGGAGAUACUGCACAGAUAUAUUUGAUUACUUAAGUCUGUCGGCUCUCAUUGAGAAUAAGGUUUUUUCGGUCCACGGUGGUCUCUCUCCUUCCAUUUCCACAUUAGACCAGAUUCGCGUAAUUGAUCGAAAGCAAGAAGUACCCCAUGAUGGUGCUAUGUGUGACCUGCUAUGGUCAGAUCCAGAGGAUGCUGUUGAUGGAUGGGGUUUGAGUCCCCGUGGUGCUGGUUUUCUUUUCGGUUCUAGUGUUGUCACUUCUUUUAAUCAUUCAAAUAAUAUCGACUAUAUAUGUCGUGCUCAUCAAUUGGUAAUGGAAGGUUACAAAUGGAUGUUCAGUAACCAAAUAGUUACAGUCUGGUCAGCUCCAAAUUACUGUUACAGAUGUGGUAAUGUGGCUGCAAUCCUCGAGUUGGACGAGAGUCUUAAUAAGAAGUUCCGUGUAUUUGACGCAGCACCUCAGGAAACAAGAGGAGCUCCAACGAGGAAGCCAGCCCCAGAUUAUUUCCUAUGAGAUUAUGGAUGCAAUGAAAUUGAGAUCUUUGUUACAUGAUUAUUGAGAUUGACCGAGGGGUAUACUCUCUCACGAGAUAUCAAUGUUUUGGGAUUCAGUUCUCGGGCUCCUGUGCCAUUUUGUUCUGCAAAUGGUGGGGGGUCUGGGAAGGGAAUUUAAGGUGGUUCGUGGUCUGCUUUUGUUCGAUGAGUUGCCUGUAAGUGUUUGUCUCUACAUUGAUUGAUUUCCUCAUUGUUCUAUCUCUUUGUAAUGUGAUAAGUGUGCAUUAUAUAUACAACUGGUUCAUGUGAUAUGGUCAAGGGCCGCCUUGGUUUAAGGUGGCUUGCCCUGUCUAGGACCACAACACAUCGUCUCUGGGUGCAGUGAACGAACAUUCUAUCAGUCGAAAGCAUCUAAAUUAAGAUGUAUUUUUCGACUGUUCAUUUCAAGAUUGAGUUAUUUAGUGUUUUCUUCAUGUUUA